AUCAAAUCGUAAACAAAAAAGAGAAUCAAGACAAUUUUUUAUAAAUAAAUCUAAUGGUAAUAAUAAUCCAUAUUGGAAUCAUGCAGUUACUAAUAAAUUGUUAAGACGUCGAUCAAGACGAUUAACACAUCUUUAUUCAUCAUCAUCAUCAUCAUCAUCACCAUCAAAAUUAUCAUCAUCAACAUCAUCUUUUAAUAUUAAUCAUUUAACACCAUCGUUGCCAUCAUAUUCACAAUCAUCAUCAUCAUCAUUAUCAUCAUUACCAUCGGCAACAUCAUUAAUGAUAAUUAAAUCAAAGCCACCUAAAAUGGCUUCAUUGUCUUCCUUAUAUUCAACUAAUGGAAAUUCUUAUUAUCCAUUACAUACAUCAUCAAAUGCUGUUAGUGGACAACAGAAUCGUUUGAAAAUUUUAUUAAAUCCACCACCGGCUGGUUUUGGUGCAAAUCUAGUACCAAAUAAAAAGUGUAACUAUGAAAUCUAUCCAUCCGGUUGUUUUGAUGAAAAUGGAUCAUUAUGUGACAAUGAUGGUAUGUGUAUUUGUCGUCCUGGUUAUCUAAUACAGAUAGCCAAUCUAUAUUGUUUACGACCAUCAUUUAUUGGUGAAGCAUGUUAUACUACUGAACAAUGUGAAAGAAAAGUUAACAAUUCUGGUUGUUUUAAUUAUCGUGAAGAAUAUCGUGAAGAAAAUCCAAGUGCCUUUUUUGGACCAUCACAAAGUUCAUGGCCAAUGGGUGAAUGUCGUUGUCGUAUUGGACAUCGUUUUGAUGAACGAUUGAAUGCCUGUGUUCGAAGUAUUAUCGGCAGCUGGUGUUCAAAUGUAUGGGAUUGUGAAAUGGCUGAUGAAGAUCUUGAACAUAUCGAAUCCGGAGGUCAUCGAUCAAAUCGUACUGGCGGAUAUACACAUCAAUCACAUAUACAUUCAUUAUCAUCAUCAUCAUCAUCAUCAAUAACUACAUCACAUUCAGCAUUGGCAAGCACAAGUCGUAAUAAAAUAGCCAAUCUUGUAUGCGAAAAUAAUAUCUGUAAUUGUAGUCAAUUUUUUUAUUAUAAUAAAACAGCUGAAGAAUGUCAAUAUGUUGAAACUUAUGGACAUUUAUGUCAAACAUUUGCUACAAUAACAAAUGAAAUAAAUUCAGCAAAUAUAAUUAAUGAUAAAAAUUCAUAUUAUAUAAAUCCAUCAAAACGAAGCAUACGAUUCCGGAAUCGACGUGUUCGACAAUUGGUAACAAAAUCAUUACAACAACAACAACAACAACAAUCCGAACAACAACAACAACAUGAACAACAACACGAACAACAUGAACAAUUGACAAGCACAACAAAUCCAAUUUAUAAUGAAAAUCAAUUAAAUUUAGAUAAUAACAAUCGACGACAAUAUCAUCAUAUUGAUCGUUCGAUUCGUUCAUUAUUACGUGAUAAGUUUGUUGAUGAUUUUGAUGGUUCAUCAUCAUCAUCAUCAUUAUCAUCAUUUGAAUGUAAUUAUCCUACAAUAUGUUCAACAAAUAAAACAUGUAUCUGUGCAGAUGGUUAUGAACAUCAACCAACAAUGAUACCACAAUGUCAACGUAUUGGUGCACAUUAUACACAUUAUUUUCAUAGUGGUUCAUCAAUACGUUCAAUGAAAGGUCCGGAUGGUUUUCCACAUGAUCGUUCAUCAUAUCAUGAAGGUUCAUCAAAUGUUGCAAAUUUUUUUGAAUAUGUUUUAUAUUUUUUAGUACCCGGUUUGAUUAUUAUAUUUAUUUUUAAACCAUGUUUUCGUCGUAUUGGUGCAUGGCGUAAUCAUAUACAUCAAUAUCAAUCAGAUAGUGAUUUCUAUCUGGCAACAACAGCCAAUGGAAGACCAGUUAUUGCUGAAAUGAGUGUUCUUCCACCAUGUUCAGCAACGGGUACUGGUGUUGUUAAUGCUGCUGUUGCUGCUGCUGGUGGUGUUAAUACAAGUGAAAAACCAAAUAUAUUAGCCGGAAAUACGGCAACAACAAUGCCUACAGUUGGUGAUGUUUAUUCAAAUGAAUUUGCAUCAUUUGCUGCAUUUGCACCACAUUUAGUUUGUCAUAAUGCAUAUCUAUUUGAUUCAACUGAUCCUUGUUAUGCAACACCGAUUAGUAGUUAUGGUUGUCAUCCACCAACCAUACCACCAACAGUGCCAAAUAAUCAACAACAACAAGCAGCAUCAAUGGCAUUGGUACGAGAAAAAUUACAAACAAUUGAAGAAUCACAAUCCGAAGAUGGAUCAACACAGAUGAAUAAUUUUUCUAAUAGUAAUAGUAUGAAUAAUCAGAGUUUAAUAGCUGAAUCUUGUGUUGAUUGUGUGACAACAGCGACAACAACAACAAAUAAUAAUAAUAUUGUUGAUCAACAAUUGAAAGCUAAUGGUGAUCAAUCAAAUAUACAAAAUCAAUCAGGCAAUAUAUAUCAAGAUUAUAGAAAAAAUGAUGAUGAUGAUAAUAAUAAUAAUAAUAACAAUGAUUCAAAUAAAACAAAUAUUAUCGAUAUUAUUGUUGACAAGUCAAACAGAUGUGAUUCAAAUAUAAUCGAUAAUAAUAAU
This is a messenger RNA of Dermatophagoides pteronyssinus (European house dust mite), 2545 nucleotides long. RefSeq lists its product as uncharacterized. Lineage: Eukaryota; Metazoa; Arthropoda; Arachnida; Sarcoptiformes; Pyroglyphidae. The record is from RefSeq and is a predicted model, not a curated record.